Messenger RNA from Trichoderma atroviride IMI 206040, 1322 nucleotides. RefSeq lists its product as uncharacterized. NCBI's taxonomy places the organism in Eukaryota, Fungi, Ascomycota, Sordariomycetes, Hypocreales, Hypocreaceae. Gene Ontology annotation, molecular function: 3'-5'-RNA exonuclease activity. The record is from RefSeq and is a predicted model, not a curated record.
GCCAGGUCCUCUUUUUGCGUCUCAUAUAUAUAUACAUAUAUAUGGUAAACGCUGGAUUUACAGCCAGCCGCCGAGCGUUGCGGUCGUCAAUCAUGUUUCGAUCCAUUGUGGGCGGAUGCUUGCUGUUCUGCGCCCUGAUUGCUUGGAGCGGCACUCUCUUCUACUUGCAGGGCGACUCGCUGACGGCCUGGCUCGACUCGGCCGGCACCCGGAACUCCGGAAUCAUGUCCAUGGCCUACGACGAGCAGCAGCCGGAGCUGGAUUACGAGCCCACGCGGGUGGACAUCACGACGCUGACGCCGCGGAUGCCGCUGCGAAUCGUCACCUUCAACGUGCGGUACGCCACGUCCAGUCCGGUCCGGGGCGAGAAGCCGUGGAGCGUGCGAGGCUCCAAGCUGAUCAACGAGCUCAACUUCAUCACCGCCGGCCACGAAAACGCCUUUCUGACCUUCCAGGAGGUGCUGUACGACCAGCUGCAGGACAUCCGCCACGGCCUGGGCCCGUCGUGGGCCUCCAUCGGCAGAGGCCGCGACGACGGCGAGAAAAAGGGCGAGUUCUCCCCCGUCUUCUACCGCUCCGACGUCUGGCGCCUCGAGCGCUCCCAGACGCGCUGGCUGAGCGAGACGCCUGAGAAGCCGUCGUACGGCUGGGGCGCCAGCCACCGGCGAGUCGUCGUCAUGGGCGAGUUCUCCCACAAGGUCACCGGCACAAAGGUCGUCGUCAUGAGCACGCACUUUGACUACCAGCACAAAAAGGCCCGCCUGCACAGCGCCGAGCACCUCCUGCAGUACGCCCGCGACUGGAGCACGGCCAACGACACCUCGGCCGUGCUCAUUGGCGGCGACUUCAACAGCACGCCCGAUGACGUGGCCUACAAGCUCAUGACGGCGCCGGGAUCUGGCAUGUACGACGUUUCGGAUCUGCUGCCCGAGGAGAAGCACCACGGCAACCGCCUGACGUACACCAGCUUCGGCGAGCCCAACGAGUGGCCACAACGAAUCGACUUUCUCUUCAUCCAGGAGCCCGUCACUGCUAUUGUCAAGACGUUUAGCGUGCUGGAAAACGUCUUUGACGAUAGGAUCCGCGUGUCUGAUCACAGGCCUGUUGUGGCGGACUUGGAAAUUGUGGUCGACCCUUCAGCGUGAAAAGGUGAAUGAUGGGGAAAAAAAAAGGGAUUUGAAAUGUGAUGUUUUCUUUUUGUGUGAUGACUCAACGUCUCGUUUUUUUGUCGGAGAAAUUUAACAAAGAUACCCGGAGCGUGCUUUUUGAAGAGGCAUAGUCUCCAAGCAAAGGAGUUAUGAGCUUUAUACCCUCUAACCAUG